Pipistrellus nathusii (Nathusius's pipistrelle) is the source of this 930-nucleotide messenger RNA. The record is from the annotation of a GenBank genome assembly. Lineage: Eukaryota; Metazoa; Chordata; Mammalia; Chiroptera; Vespertilionidae.
AUGAGCUCCACGCAGUUCAACAAGGGCCCCUCGUACGGGCUCUCGGCCGAGGUCAAGAACCGGCUUCUGUCCAAGUAUGACCCUCAGAAGGAGGCGGAGCUCCGAACCUGGAUUGAGGGACUCACAGGCCUGUCGAUUGGUCCCGACUUCCAGAAGGGUCUCAAGGAUGGGAUUAUCCUGUGCACACUCAUGAAUAAGCUGCAGCCGGGCUCAGUCCCCAAGAUCAACCGCUCCAUGCAAAACUGGCACCAGCUAGAAAACCUCUCCAACUUCAUCAAGGCCAUGGUCAGCUACGGCAUGAACUCUGUGGACCUGUUCGAGGCCAAUGACCUGUUUGAGAGUGGAAACAUGACACAGGUGCAGGUGUCUCUUCUGGCUCUGGCCGGGAAGGCCAAGACUAAGGGGCUGCAGAGUGGCGUGGACAUUGGCAUCAAGUACUCAGAGAAGCAGGAGCGGAACUUUGAUGACGCCACCAUGAAGGCGGGCCAGUGUGUCAUCGGGCUCCAGAUGGGUACCAACAAGUGUGCCAGCCAGUCAGGCAUGACAGCCUAUGGUACAAGAAGGCAUCUGUAUGACCCCAAGAACCAUAUCCUGCCACCCAUGGACCACUCAACCAUCAGCCUGCAGAUGGGCACCAACAAGUGUGCCAGCCAGGUGGGCAUGACGGCUCCUGGGACCCGGCGGCACAUCUAUGACACCAAGCUGGGGACCGACAAGUGUGACAAUUCCUCCAUGUCUCUGCAGAUGGGCUAUACCCAGGGUGCCAACCAGAGCGGCCAGGUCUUUGGCCUGGGCCGGCAGAUAUAUGACCCCAAGUACUGUCCACAAGGCCCAAUGGCUGACGGGGCUCCAGGGUCAGUGGGCGACUGCCCGAGCCCAGGGAAGGCCCCGGAGUACCCUCCAUACUACCAAGAGGAGGCAGGCUACUGA